This is a messenger RNA of Spizellomyces punctatus DAOM BR117, 801 nucleotides long. RefSeq lists its product as uncharacterized. NCBI's taxonomy places the organism in Eukaryota, Fungi, Chytridiomycota, Chytridiomycetes, Spizellomycetales, Spizellomycetaceae. The record is from RefSeq and is a predicted model, not a curated record. The transcript is spliced from 2 exons. The coding region runs from base 276 to 614 and encodes 112 amino acids.
AUCCAAGGGGGUUAUGUCCAAAUUACGAUGGUUGGGAAGGGCUUUUAACAGGAAAUUACGUCCUUUUUUUUGCAGAAGUUGUCAUGUCCGACAACAAAAGUUCUUUGAAAAGAAUUCGCCACAUGGAGAGUAUCCCAUCCCAUCCAAAGCGUUAUUUAAAAAGGGCCAACCCGCUCCACACUUCCCUCCUCCAUCCAUCAACGAAGAUCAUCAACGGCUGCGCAGCCUGUAUUUGAGUAUUUUUAAACGCUGCAUCAUCCCAAUCAUUAUUCACCAUGUCUAGCAAGUCGUUUAUUGCCAUCAAUGUGGUGCUUGUCUGCAUCGCUUUGGGUGUUGCAGCCGCACCUGUUCCUGUAGACGUUGUUUCUCCUGCUCAUUUGCUCCUUAGGCGUCAAGACGUGCUGACGACGCCGCCUCCGCCUCCGACUCCUCCGGUUGUGCCCGUUCAAACCACGAACGGAAACGAUAAUAUUCCCGCCGAACAGGCUAAUGAGGUGAUCGUGGGUGACGCAACUCCUCCCUCUCUCGCUCCUCCCGGAUCCGCCGUCGUCAGCGCUGAAGUCACGGCCGGAAAUGACAAUAUUGCAUCGUUUUCUUUGGGAACUGGGAUUUAAUGCAGGAAACAAUAAUGAACCGUAGGCAGUGUGAAAUAGGACCAUUUGGAAUUUAUAUAUUGCGCAGUUUGUCAUUUCACUAGAGUAGACGUCGCGGAAGGCAUUUAUCCUCCUUUUGAAAUUGUGCACAGUUUUUUCUUCAUUUGUUUGUUGAGUGAAAUAUACCUUUGUAGAGUCAUGUCCGUUG